CUACCCAGUGCACUUCACGAAUAAUCACUCUUUAUUCAGUCCAAUCCCUCUCUCUCUCUCUCUCGAUCUUUUCAUUUUUCGUGCUAUUAAAAGGGAAGAAGGGAAGGAUCAAUAUGAAGAGCAUUUCUUUGACCGGUCUGUUCGUAUCGACCCUAGUCGUCAGUGCGAGUGCAAUCCCGCACUUUAAUAGUAUCUUCGGAAGAGGGGCUCAGGAUUCCUGCUAUACGCAGUACGGGGAGGGACGCUGUCAAAUACCGAAACUUUGUAAGUGAACCAUCCACGUUAAUGUUGUUGUACCGUAGAUGUUUGUACGGAAGGAUAUGCUGACAUAAUUGACCCCAGGCAAGGGCAUAUCGGUCGGGGGAAGGUACUGUGGAGGUGGUUACGGCGGCGGUUACGAGAACCAAUGCUGUGUGGAGCUUGUGUGUAAGGUGUCCGCGGGUACGGGAUACUGCCGUAGUGUGAAGAAUGGCGGAUGUCCCGGCGGAUCAUUCCAAUAUAGUGAUUACGGAUCUUCCGUACACCCCCCCCUCUCCCUCCACUUGCCCGGCCAAAACUAACACGACAGAUGCAGGAAUGGCCCUGCACUGGCGGCGAUACCCAAUGCUGCGUCCAAAGCCAAACUCCCUACCCCCCCUCGCCCGACUCGGACGACACCAGUUCCAACAGUUCAUCAGAGUACCCCGGAGGCGAUGCCCGCAUCCACGGGAAGGCAAUCAAAAUGAUCAAAGAACUCGAGGGCUUCCGCGGUGACAUAUACAAAGACCAAGUCGGUGUGGACACGAUCGGCUACGGACACAAUUGCGCUACCGCGCCGGGUACCUGCGAAGCCCUAAAAACCCCCAUCACGGAGAAAGAGGGGGAAGACUUGAUGAUGAAGGACAUGAAGCAGUUCGAGAAGUGCAUUUGCGACUUGCCGAAUUCCGAGGAGCUUAGCAGCAAUCAGUUUUGUGCGAUGGUUAGGUAUGCGUCUUUUUUUUCUUUUCUUUUCUCUCCUUUUCUUCACUUGCCCUCGAAGUCGACCUCGACUGGAAAGGUCUUUGGCUAAUGUGAGGUGCAGUUACGCGUUCAACACUGGUUGCUACGGCACCCGCGACCACUUCACGGAAAUGAUGAGUAAGAAGGAUUAUCACGGAAUCUGCACCUCCCUUCCGACAACGAAUACACUCGGCGAGGUCCUCAAAAGCCGCCGAGAGGAGGAAGCCAAGUUGUGCAAUACACCGACUAAACAGUUCAGCGGAUGUAAGAAGCAUGAUUAAGCGAUCGGGGGCGCUUGGACGCCAUGUAUAUUCUAGUUUCCUUCGCAUACGAAGUUGAUGUCUAUAGAUCUUGGUUCACGUCAGACACCGCGAGGACUAGGAAAUUUAAUGAGAUAUUUUGAUGCCCCAGAUGUUCUACAUCCGUACGCCCACCUGAAUAGUUGUAUCCAAGCCGAAAAUAAGAAUCGGAGAAAGGAGAAGGAAUUCACGGUGCAGAGCCACGAGCGGCGCUCGGGCCACAGGGCAGCGGAGGAGAGGAGAGGCCAUCUGGUGAAUUGUUAG
This is a messenger RNA of Tuber aestivum (summer truffle), 1541 nucleotides long. Lineage: Eukaryota; Fungi; Ascomycota; Pezizomycetes; Pezizales; Tuberaceae. The record is from the annotation of a GenBank genome assembly.